Fopius arisanus is the source of this 548-nucleotide messenger RNA. Its product is annotated as cytochrome b-c1 complex subunit Rieske, mitochondrial-like. The annotation marks the transcript as partial. The record is from RefSeq and is a predicted model, not a curated record. Gene Ontology annotation, cellular component: membrane. Gene Ontology annotation, biological process: mitochondrial electron transport, ubiquinol to cytochrome c. Gene Ontology annotation, molecular function: 2 iron, 2 sulfur cluster binding; quinol-cytochrome-c reductase activity. The transcript has 3 exons. Lineage: Eukaryota; Metazoa; Arthropoda; Insecta; Hymenoptera; Braconidae.
CCCCAGCUUUCAUCGAAAGACUCUCCAGCUGAUAGGAAAGGGGUAUCAGCUGUGGCAACCUAUGUUGCUGGUGUAACAGCAAUGUACGGUUUGAAGGCCCACCUGGCCCAUUACGUGAAGUACAUGUCUGCAUCGAAAGAUGUGCUGGCCAUAGCAACAACGGAAGUGAAUCUGUCUGACAUCCCCGAAGGCAAAGUGUCGGUGAUCAAGUGGCGAGGAAAGCCAGUAUUCGUCUACCACAGGUCGCAGGUAACAAUCAAUCAAGAAAAAGUCAUAAAUAUAUCCCAACUCCGAGACCCUGAAACCGACGAAGCAAGAGUGCAAAAACCCGAGUGGCUAGUGGUGAUCGGUGUGUGCACGCACUUGGGAUGCGUACCAAUUCCCAAUUCUGGUAUAGUACCUGGAGGUUUUUAUUGCCCUUGUCACGGCUCCCACUACGACGCAUCAGGAAGAAUUCGAAAGGGGCCGGCGCCAACGAAUCUCGAAAUUCCCACUUACAGAUUUGUCGAUGAUGAAACAAUCCUCAUAGGCUGAUGAAUUCUAGAAUA